UACGCUCGAGACCCACCAGUUCACUGGUGGCGCAGGCUCUGUUCUGGCUCAGUGCGUCUCGUACGCGCAGUGGUUUGUUGGAGUUGCCAAGUACCUCGUGAACACGAAUCUUGCGCCAGGUUUUUGGACUGUUUUAUGGACUUGGUCAAAUUUGACUUGUCCAGUCGCGAUUUUGGCUUAAUGUAUUUCAAUGAUAACGAAUCUAUUUCGUAAAGACAACUGACGGGAUAGGCUACUCGGCAAGGGAACUCUCGACAACCCGAAGCAUGUGUACCUCUCCAGAGUUAUUUUUUUGCGCAAGGUGAUAGUGACGGUGAAGACAGUUGAGCUGCCUUUUCUAGUUGGCUAAGAGGAACGAGUCAAAUACUUAUGGAUUACUACCCGGUGGUUCUUUGACAGGGUCGCCUCGAUCUUAAAGUGGAACUUUAGGGAGGACACUUGUGAGGCUUUAUCGUCUGUUUAACACAUCUUAACGCUUUUCCAACUUCUGGCAUUGGACAACAGUUUUGAAGGAAGACCAUGGCAUCGGAAACCACUCCAGUGUUGUCGAAACAGGUGUUACUUUGGCUGGUUGUAGCAUGCCAGUCUGUGUCUGUGAUGGCUUGUGGCGGGACCUAUGAGUACGCCAUCGAGGAGUUCUGCCUGGGGAAAUUCAGACUGGACAUGGAGGAACUUGACCAGCAUCACUGGUGCAGCUGGGAGGAUACAGUGGAACCUUAUGGUGAGCUCACCAACUGCACCUACCUGAUUGCCCUGAAGAUGGACUGUUUCUGGCCCAACCGGCAGGUGGACGAGUUCUUCAUCCGCAUCCACAAGCACUACUUCCACGACUGCUCCCUGUCGGGACGGCAGCUGCGUGAUCCGCCCAACCAUAUCCUUGGGCCAUUCAUUGUGGUGCCCAUCCUUGUCACGCUGCUCAUGACUGCCCUAGUGGUGUGGAGGAGCAAACGCAGCGAAGGCAUUGUGUAACCCAGGCCAACCCCAAGCUCCAGGCCCCCAGCCAGGGGAGAAGAGGUCUAGAGGAGGCCCCCUUCACCCUCCACCCAGAACGGAGACAGGUAUACAUAACGCUGCUGCUUCUACAGAACAGACAUCAUGGACCAGGCAAGGGACUGGGAGGACUAUCAAAGCCUGUAUCAAGGACAACAUUAUAGACCAUCUAUGUUACUGUCACUCUGUUGGGAGUUGACACUGAGCUACAGCCACAGGAUAUAGGAAAGGACACAGACUACAAGAUGAGGAUUUACAGAACUACACUGAUUAUAACCUGCAGGAGGACUUGUUUAAAAAUGGAGUGUCUGUUUUCAUUACCCUUUAUCUGCUAAUCCAAUCUAGAUGGAGAAUCACAAGCUGUUAGCCAUGAAGGACAGAUGGUGUCUGAUUGGUUUGAAGGACUUCCUGGGCACAUGAGGUAAUUUCCUGUGCAGUGAGUUGGGAUACUUUGGCACAACUUCUGAAGUGGACUUUUGACAGUCAGUCACCGAUUGGUUGAUAGAUAGGAUGAUGCUAGGAUGAUGCUAUCAUCUCUGUGCUUUAUGGAUAAUGUCUGUGCACUCUAUACUCACCUCAUAAACACUGUCUGGAUCCAACAUCCCCUGUACCUGCACCUGUCCCUAUCCUUGCUGCUGUCCCUGCCCUGUCCCUGUUCCUGUCUCUAACAGUCAGAACCAACAUAUUUCUACAAUCGCCCUUCAAUCCUUACUUUGGCAUUGUGCCAAAUCGCUGUAAGAUAUCAAAAUAAUAUAAUAAAAUUGAAUUUGCCAUGAAUAGAAAGUGAAUAUGAAAAAGAGAUGAUUAAAAAUGACUGAUGUGUGUGAGACAACAUACUGUGCAAAUGCUGAUUAGGGGGGCGUGGUAUGAUUGCUAGUCAGCCUAUUGCAGAUCUGGACAAAUGAUCCACCAACCACUAUUAUCCCUAUGAAUGGUUGAUACAGGGCAGGAAAGGUCUACCCCCCCCCUGCAAAUUUUGAAUGUGUACAACAAACUUGGAUUAAAACAAAGACGUGUCAUUGUGAA
Messenger RNA from Oncorhynchus kisutch (coho salmon), 2016 nucleotides. Its product is annotated as receptor activity-modifying protein 1-like. NCBI's taxonomy places the organism in Eukaryota, Metazoa, Chordata, Actinopteri, Salmoniformes, Salmonidae. Bases 520 to 969 code for a protein of 149 amino acids. The record is from RefSeq and is a predicted model, not a curated record. Gene Ontology annotation, molecular function: coreceptor activity. Gene Ontology annotation, biological process: G protein-coupled receptor signaling pathway; regulation of G protein-coupled receptor signaling pathway; intracellular protein transport. Gene Ontology annotation, cellular component: membrane; cell surface; signaling receptor complex. The transcript has 3 exons.